Choloepus didactylus (southern two-toed sloth) is the source of this 1264-nucleotide messenger RNA. RefSeq names its product prostaglandin reductase 1 (gene PTGR1). Bases 129 to 1118 code for a protein of 329 amino acids. Gene Ontology annotation, cellular component: cytoplasm. The transcript has 10 exons. The record is from RefSeq and is a predicted model, not a curated record. Gene Ontology annotation, biological process: prostaglandin metabolic process. Gene Ontology annotation, molecular function: 2-alkenal reductase [NAD(P)H] activity; 15-oxoprostaglandin 13-reductase [NAD(P)+] activity. Lineage: Eukaryota; Metazoa; Chordata; Mammalia; Pilosa; Megalonychidae.
GAAUCCCACCCCUGGGGGAAGCCCCGCCCUCUCCUAGGAUCCGCCUUAAAUCCCAGCCCGAGCCCGCUACUACGCGGUUGCAGCCAUCUUCUCUAAGUCUUGCAACUAGCAGACUCUUGGGCUUCAGGAUGGUUCGUGCUAAGAGCUGGACCCUGAAAAAGCACUUUGAAGGCCUCCCUACUAAUAGUGACUUUGAGUUGAAGACCACUGAGCUCCCACCCUUAAAAAAUGGAGAGGUCCUGCUUGAAGCUUUGUUCCUCACCGUGGAUCCUUACAUGAGACUGCUAUCCAAAAAACUGAAGGAGGGUGAUGCAAUGAUGGGGCAGCAAGUGGCCAGAGUUGUGGAAAGUAAAAACUCAGCCUAUCCAACAGGAACUAUAGUACUGGCUCAUUCAGGCUGGACAACGCAUUCCAUUUCUGAUGGGAAAGGGCUGGAAAAGCUGCUCGCAGAGUGGCCAGACACGUUACCAGUAUCUUUAGCUCUGGGGACAAUUGGCAUGCCAGGCCUAACAGCAUACUUUGGCCUACUUGACAUCUGUGGUGUGAAGGGUGGAGAAACGGUGAUGCUUAAUGCAGCAGCAGGAGCAGUGGGCUCUGUUGUGGGGCAGAUAGCUAAGCUCAAGGGCUGCAAAGUGGUUGGAGCUGUAGGGUCUGAUGAAAAGGUUGCCUACCUUAAAAAGCUUGGAUUUGAUGUUGUCUUUAAUUACAAGACAGUGAAGUCUUUGGAAGAAGCUCUGAAAAAAGCCUCUCCUGAUGGUUAUGACUGUUAUUUUGAUAAUGUAGGUGGAGAGUUUUCAAACGCUGUUAUCUCCCAGAUGAAGAAAUUUGGAAGAAUUGCUAUAUGUGGGGCCAUCUCUCAGUAUAACAGUACUCUGCCACCUCCCCCAGGCCCACACCCACUGACUGUCAUCUUCCAGGAACUCCGCAUGGAAGGGUUCGUUUUCACCCGCUGGCAGGGAGAGGUCCGUGAGAAGGCGCUGAAAGACUUACUGAAAUGGGUCUUGGAGGGUAAAAUCCAGUACAAUGAAUACAUCACAGAAGGAUUUGAAAACAUGCCAGCUGCAUUUAUUGGAUUGAUGAGAGGAGAUAAUUUGGGAAAAGCAAUAGUGAAAGUAUGAGAAAAAUGACACAUGGAAGCUGGAUAUCGUUUUGUUACUCGAUUUGUGUUUUCCAUCAUUUGGUAAAAAUGUAUACUGCCUUAAUCAUCUAAGAAAUAGUAACUGUAAUGAGUUUUACCUACCUAAUAAAAGACAUUUAAGUAUAA